AUGAAUCUGAGUUAUUCGCUAUGGCAAAUUUAUCUGCAGGUGAGGAAUUUAUAUCAAAUUGUUACAACUGUGACCCUUCGGAUAAAAGGCUAAUAAAAGAAUAUCUGGCGAACGGCCAGACGUUUUUUUCUCGUUGUAAUUGUAAAAUAUAGAAAAGUGUCGGCGUUUUAUAUUCGCUGUAAAUAAUAAUAAGCAGAUCGUGCUCAAAUAUUCGUCUUCCUCUUUACUUUUUGAUGUCUCCCUCUCUCUUUGUUAAGCAAACUUUGCGAGAAGGUCAAGUUAGUGUUGUUUUUUUUUUCGCUUGGUGCCAAAAUUCCUGGGGAAAACUUUGAGCAAAAAUAUUAAUUGUUAACACUAAAUUUGCUCAGACUCCCACGAAAAUCCUCAUAUUUUUAUCCUAAUCCUUUUUCAAAUAAAAAUAUUUGAAAAAUAAUAUUUUUAAUAAUAAUAUUGAAAAGAUGAUGGCUAUAAUUAAAUCUGCAUUGCUUUCUUUUUUUGCAUGUAUUAAUUUUCCUUUCAUUUUUUCCUCGUCUUUUCGUCGGUUCUCCCCCAAUGCGCUAAAAUUUUAUUUAUUUAUUUUUUUGUCUUACUCCAAGAUUUUCAGUCUUUUUCUCUCGUCUUAAAAUAUGAAAAUGAAAAAGAAGAAGGAUUAUCCUCAUCCUCAUACGUAAUUUUCCCGAUAAUAAUCAUUUUUUUUUCUGAUAAACGAUUUUAUUUUAUUUAGCCUAAGUCAAGGGGGUCGCUGUUUGUUUUGGAGAUUACUCCGUUUUUUGUCGGGGGAGAUGUAGGUCACUUUUUUUUGGGUUGGGUUUUGAGCAGGUUUCAUGUGAAAAGCGCGCUAAAAAUAGGUUUAGUGGUCGAAAUUAACGUAAAAACAUGAGAUACAGCAGACUUGACGCGAAAAUGCAGAAAAUUUCGAAUUUUUCAUCCUGGAAGCAUAGAUUCUACGAAAAAUUGCACGAAAAAUGUACUUCAAUGUAAAAAAUCUCGCAGAACACCACAUUUGACGCGAAAAUGCAGAAUAUUCAGAGUUUUUCAUGCUGAAACACCGGAUUUUACGCAAAAUUGCAGAAAAUUCAAAAUUUCGGUACAUUUUCUUGUAAAAUUGUUGCUAUACACCACAUUCGACGCGCAAAUUCAGAAAUUUUCGAACUUUCCCCCUCUGAAACACCGGAUUCUACGCAAAAUUGCAGAAAACUCCAAUAUUUCCCACUUCGUACUAACUUUGUUCGUUCUCAAAUCCAUUUCGCCCUCGAAAAACCACAUCUGUUUCUUUUGAUUUGAAAAAUUGCCAUUAUCCCAGCCAGACAUAGAUAACUACUUGUUCGUUCUCAUUUUUUUUGUUGAAUAAAAACAGAUUUUGGGUGGGUUUUUACUAGAUUUAAUAUAAUAUGAGUCAUCUAUUCGAUUUUCACACAAAAAAAAUUGUUUUUUUCUCGGCGAAACACAAAAAAAGACCAAAAGGUGUUGGCCGACAGGCGAACUUUUGCAAGUAUACUUACUUUGUAAUCGGAUACUCUUAUUAUUUUUUGGGGUGGUUUUUAGCCAUCUGGGCGGUCUUAAGCUUCUCUUUUUGAUCAUAAGAAUCUGGAUUUUUUGUUCGAAAAAUUCUCAUGUUGAAAAUAACGAUUUAUCGUAAGUCAUCGCAACAUUGCAUAUUGUUUUUCUUCAUUUUUCCUCGUCUUCUUACCAUUUCAUUAUUCCUCCUCCUCUUCCAAUCUUCAAUUUGUGUUGUCUCCGAAGAUGAAACUAGUUUUAUUUCUAUCGAAAUGUGACUGACUGGCUACCACCUAGCCAUUCAAUCAUUUUCCUCCUCAAGUACCUUCUAUGUUUUUUCUGCCUUUAUUCAACACAGUCUUUCAUACUGAAAAACACAACACAAACCCCCUUUUUGUGUUAUUUAUUCGCCCGGUUAAAUUCACCGGAAAAUUUUUGCUGGGGCGAAUUAAUGGAUUCCUCCUCUUUUACGUGUUUGUGUGCUCCGGUGGACAUUGUCAAAAGAAAUAUUCAGAGAGUUGAAAGUUGUUUGAGGUUAGGUUUUCUACAUAGUUAGGAAGUUUCAGUCGAAGUUGUUUCUGUAGAACUUUCAGCACUCUCGUCGUCUAGAAACUCUAGUUGUCUGUGAAUUCUAGCUUCACCACUCUGCGUCUCUACCAGAUUUUGUUAUAUCUUGUCUUCUAGAAACUGUAUCUCUAGCGUGCUCUAGUCAUCUGUCUCUAUCCUAUUCAGUGUCCUUACACUUUUCCGGGUGGGAUCACUAUUCACCUCUCUUGUUGUAUAGCUUCUCUGAGUCUCUCGCACAUUCAGUACUCUCUCGUUUUCUGUCUGCGUCUCUAGCUUGACCUAAUCUUCUCGUCUGUAAUCUCUGCGUCUCUACCCUGCUCGCUCUCUCUCUCUCUUCGUCAAGUCUAGCCCAUCUUGAUUCAGGUUUCUCUACAAUCUUGUCGUCCAGACUCCCUACGUCUCUAGCUUACUCUAGUCAUCUGACUCUGUCCAGAUUUCUCUACACUCUGUCGUAUUCUGAACUCUCUUGGGUAUUCAUGCUCUCAAUCGUCGUCUAAUUUCUCUGAGUCUCUCGCACAUUCGGUGUUCUCUCGUCGUCUAGGUUCUCUGCGUCUCUAGCUUGCUCUAGUCGUCUUACCCUAGUUUCAACCAAUCCUACAAAUCUACACCUAACUUCACAGCUUCAGUUUACUUUCUCACCUCCAUAACUCUCCGUCUCUAACCCUCUCCCCUCGUUUCUCUGCGCCUCUUUCGACCUUCACCUCCCUCUCUCCUCGUUUUUCUAUUCAACAAUAACGGCUAUUUUGCAUGGUCUAUCGACAGGUAGUCCGAUUAAAAAGGGAUUAUCUUAUAGGGCUACCGUAUUAUAUUUUUCACUCCCUCCGAAUUUGUUCUAUUUUACUUUAUUUUCGUCGCAUCGCAUCGCAUCGCUUCUUUUCUCAUAUAAAAUUGAGCUACAGUAUUUUAAGUGCUCUUUAAAAUGUAAUAUCUGUCUCAAAUUGAAAGCGACACGCACUUGAGUAGCAGUCAAAUCUUUUGGUAUAAAUAUUUCAUUUUAAGUAUGCUUCUCGCCUUCUUCUUCUUCUCGCUUUUCCCGCCGCAACCAAAUUUUUGUUGUGCUGCUAAAAAAGAAGAGGAUGAGAUUUGUUGGUGUCGUCGUCUCUUCUCAACACUUCCGGACUUUUCGCUUCUUUUCGCCCAGAAUCAUCACAUUCCUUCACAUUUGUUUUUAUUUUUUUUAGUGGCAAAACAACUGUGUCACUUAUGUUGGUUGGGUGACGCAAUAAGCGGAUUUUGCGUGCUACUUAGCCGCAGAUUUCUGUAAUCUGUUUUUCAUUUUCAUUUUCAGUUUUUGAGAUUGAGGCAUCUAGGAAUUUUUCUUUUUGGGAGAAAAAUCUUUUGAAUAUAACUUGAAAGAUGUUCGUUAUCAGUAGAGCACAUUUUGAUCUUCUGAAUCCGGAGAGAUUCAUGGUAGUUGUAGUUGAGUUCCUAAAGUUAGCCCAACUCCGGAUUUUUCCUUCCUUGAAGUUUGCACGAAUUUUGUUUGUUAUCGGUAGAGCGCAUUUUGAUCAUCUGAAUCUAGAGGUUUUUGAAGCUAAAUACAGUACUCCUUGUUGACAGCAAACUCGCUCUAUUGAUAACUGCAGGAAAAUGGUUCAUUAUCAAUAGAGCGAGUUUGGUGUCAAUAAGGUGUACUGUAGUCAAAUUUCAGAAUCUAUAAAGAUUUUUCUGAGGUUCAAAAUGCGCUCUACUGAUAAUUUUUACAAUUUGGAUAUUUUUUGAAGUUUUUUAACAGUAUAUUUACUGACGCUAAAAACUUGAGUACUGUAGAAAGUUCUAGAUUUCUCCAAAACUACAGUAAUAUAUUUUUUUUUCCAAAAAAAUUCUGAAAUUUUACAAAAUCUAGCUCCGCUGAUAAUUAUCAAUAGAGCGCGAAUUAAUCUUUUAAAAACUCUGAAAUUUCUGUCAAAUUUUCAAGCAUCUCAGUUUUCUUUCUCUAGUUUUCCAUCCAAAAUAUUCUGACCCUCUCUCUCAAAAGUUCCCAAGCCUAAUCGAUAUUUUAUUGCCUUUUCGUGUGUUUUUUUGUGUGUUAGUGUCCCAUUUGCAUUUGCCCACACAGACAAAGUUGAUUUUUCUCCAUUUCUUUUUCGGCUUAUUUACAUAAAGUGUAAAUUAAAAGGCUGACACUUCUUUUUUGCCUAACUUUUCUGUCGCCCUUUUGACCUUGUUGAAAUGAUGAUUUUUAUUAGGAUUCCCCCCAAUCUUCUCAUUUUUCAUCCACUGAGUUUUUUUUUUGUUGCAGAGAGCCGCCAUGAUUUCGACAAUGCCCUCCUCAAAUACGAAUAAUUUCGAAUCGGAUUAUUUGGAUGGAACUAUGGAAGCUUCAGGAGGGAAUUCAGCGAAUAUUGAUUGGAAUCAGGUUAGUUUUUUUUUGGGAGUUAGAAAUAAUACGAGACUCCGCGUUGACACCUUUGGUUUUUGAGCGGGAAAAUUCUGAAGAUUUAGCUUGGAAAAUGAAUUUUGAUAGUACGACACUACGGCUUUACGCUAGGAUUUUUAGCAUCAUUUUCUGGGUGGAGUGAUUGUUUUCAUACGAUACUCCGUAUUUACACCAUGGUUUUUGGCGCCAAAAUAGGUUCAAUUUCUCGUCGUAAAUAUAGAGUGCUGUUUGAAUAAGUUUUACUACGAUGCUCCACGUUUACACUGGAAUUUCUACCUGUAAACCUGGAGUAUCGUUUGAACCAAUACAUAUUUUGACACUAAAACACUCUUCAAGCAAAAAACUACGAUGCUCCGCGUUUACCGUGUUUAUAUAUUUUCUGCGUAAACGUAAACGCGGACUCUCGUUCUUACCUCCUUAUUAGUUUAGUGUCAACGCGAAGUCUUGUACCAAAUUUUCCUGGAUUAUAACUAAAAGGCAAAAUUAGGCUUCUGGGAAACACCCUCCUCAAAAAUAAAAAAAAAACAAUGUACUAAACCAGUUUUGAAUGUUUGUUAUAAUAAAAAACCAUAACAAAACUAACUGUCAUUGUUUUUUUUGUCUCCCUACAUCUUUUUAUCGUUUUUUAUUCUCGUUUUGAUCUCACUCAACUCAACUCAUGUUUCAUAAUAAUAAUAACAAACACACAUAAAUGUUCUCUUGUAUGUCAGUCAGCCGUUCGUGCUCAUUUUCAUCUUGCUCUCUUUUUUUCCUUUUUUCCUGCGCACACACAUAAGAGCACUGUACUUUUGUGUGUGUGUAGGUAAACAUUUAACAAAUUUGCUGAAGUCAAUAAGAAGGAGUCGAUUUACCUCAUUCUUUUUAUUUUCCAUUUCUUUUUAUUUUCUCAAUGUUUCUUCCUCAUUUUGACCCGACCCGGUUUCUUUUUGGUGUUUAAUGGACCAGAAAUUUGGGAGAUUUACUGUGGAAUGGGAUUUUGAGGGAUUUAGAGCAAUAUUAUCGGCCUGGAUUUUUGAAUCUGCAUUAUACGGGGUUUUUGAAACGUAUUUUGCACCCCCGGCAAAUGAUGCUCCGAGUUUACAGCUAAAAAUUUUCCCAAGUGGAUUUUUGGCGCCAAAAUGUAUUCCUAGCCCAAAAAUGUAUCAAAUGAGAUUAGCUAUGAUUUUAAAAACAUUUAGACUACAGUAGGACAUUGUUCUGUGUCCCAGCGAAUUUCGAGGGAUUUCUGAAUUUUUAGGAUUGAAACUAGUUGAUGCGUAAUCGACCUGGAGCUUUGAAUUCAGAAAGAUACGGAAUUUUUGAAACCUAUUUUAUCGUGGUUAUUUUUGUUACAAUAACUUGACUGUAGAAAUUUUCCAAACGAUGCUCCGAGUUUACACCAUUCAAGUUUGCAACUGGACUUUUCGUCGAUUUUCUCUGGAGCUCGAACUUAACGGAAUUAUUCGAACCACAAAAUGUUCUAGAACACUGUAUUUCAAACGAUACUUUUUUCCGAAGUUUUUUUUUUCAAACGAUGCUCCGAGCUUACACCCACACAUCUCGCCCUCACCUAAAAAUGAUGUCUCUUUUCUUGUCCAUAAAUUGUUAUUGUCAAUAUUUAUCCGUUCCUUCCAUUUUCCUUCUUCCUUUUUUCUAUUCCCGGCCGAUAAAAUUGCCCUAAAUUGAUCAUAAUCUUCAUCUUCUUCUUCUUCUUCUUCUUCUUUUUCUACUUUAUUUUAUUUUUCUCCCUAAUCCUCAUGGAUUUUUCUUGAUUUUUCUCCAAUUUUUCUAUCAAAAAACCCGAUAUUCUAGCUAAAAGUAUUAGUUAAUGGGUAAUGUAAUCAAAAGAAACUUGUAUUUGGCUGAUACUUGAUUUUCCUUAUUUUUCCAUGAGAAUUUUUGGUUCAGAGACUUAUCGUAAAUAUCGAAUUAGUUGGUCAUAAAAUUGGAAUUUUCUCCAUUUUUUCUCCGAAUCCCCCUUAUUUUUUGGCCUGGCUGCCCAGAUAGUAAUAAUAAAAGGAGUUGUUUUAUCUCUGACCGAUCUCAUUUCUUUUUUUUUUUGAUCGAUAAAAUCUCACCUUGACGGUAGUUGAUAGAAGAAAAAAUCGAAGGAGUUUCAAAGAAACGAGAAGGAGAAGGAGGUUAAUCGGGUGCACAAAUAUUUAGUUGAUACCUCCUUCGGAAUUUUCUGCUGGGCUGUUUUUUGUUUCAGUUUUUUUCACCAAGGGAUUUUUUGGAGCGUGACUUGGGGAUUUUUCUGAUUUUCGAGAAAAACUUUUCGAAAUUUCACUAUUUCAAAAAAGUUUGUAUCGCUUUUUUUUGUAUUUAGCAUUUUUUUUGAGACCGAGAAUUUGUAAGCAUCUGAAAUUUUCACAACAAAAAAAAUCCAAAAUUUUACUGUUUCAAAAAAUUUUGAAUUAUUGCUCAAGUAGGUAUUUUUCUGAUUCAAAUAAUUUUCCAGAGUUAGUUUUGUUUCGAGAAUAAUUUUUUUCAACUUUCGUUUUUUUCCACCAGGAUUCCCCGUGAUUUUUAAUUUUUUUUUGGAAAUUCUGAAAAUUUCACUGUUUCAAAUUUACUGUUAGAAUUUUGAUUCUGAACAAUAUAUUUUUAUUGAUACAAAAAAAUAUCAUAAAUUUACUGUUUCAAAAAAUAUUGUAAAUUUUUAUUUGAAUUUGGUAUCUAAUAUAUAUAGAGUUGGUUUUGGCUUUAAGUAGAGUCUGAGUUUUUCAAAGAAGUUAGUACCCCAGAAUUUUCUGGAAUUCUAUUUUUAAGAGAAUUGUUCAUGAUUUUUUAGUUGUUGAAAAGUUUACUGUUUCAAAAAAUGUGGAUAUUUUUUUGUCUUGAAAAGUUUGACAAUUUUGUUUUCAAAAACAUGUUGAUUUUCAGCUUUUAAAAUUCUGAAAAUUAAUUUCAAGUGUUGCCCAAAUUAUUCUGGAAGUUCUUAUCCUGAAAAUCAUUUUUUUUUUCAAAAUUUCACUGUUUCAAAAUUAUCAUGAAACUUUUGAUCCAGAGAAAAUAUUCUAUAAAUCGUAACUAAAAGCUCCAAAAAUUUCACUGUUUCAAGAAUUAUUUUUAUUGAAAUAAUCGCAUUUUUUUUCAGUUUCAUUACGAAAUUGAUCUUUAAAAAUUCACUGUUUCAAAAAUACUUGAAUAAAAUUUUGUUCUAAUUUGCAACGCUUCGGUCUGGAGUUUGUAUCUAAAAUAAUUUUAUGAAACUUAGUUUUCUGAAAAUCCUACAGUAAUCUAAUCUGUCUGAAAAUAUAUCAUGUUACACCUAAUAAAUCCAUAUUGUAUGUUGCCGCUGCUGAAAAUUUAUUAUAUUACAAUAAAUAUCGGUUUUUUCCUCUUCCUCCUAUCCUCCUAAUUUAUCUUUAUCUAACAGUUCAGCCAGCGAUUAAAUACGAAAAAAGAAGAAGAAACAAAUGGGUGCGCGCGGAAUGAUUGAACCUGUUUUUUUUUCUUCAUCGUCUUCUCUUUUUUUCGGCCUUUCUGUUCUGUUUCUGCCAUUUGCCGCAAAAUUGACUGAUAGCCUUCUUUUUUUGACUUAGCCUAAGUUGGUUUAUUGAUUGAUUUUGAAUAGUUUUGAAUAUUCAAAUAUUGUUUGGCUGGUUAUUGUUUUAUAUUAUAAUGUCGUCUUUUCGGCCCGCCACCACAAUACAAACUAAUCCUCUUUUUUAUGCCUUUUUGACUGACUGACUACCACCCCCCGGGAGAAAGAACUUAUUAUAACUACACUUUUUUUUGUUGGUUUUGACUAACUGUUUUUGGACUAUUUGGGUGGGGAAGAAAUUGAGAAAAUGUGCUCUAAUGAGAAUUUUCGAGGCUUGAUCUGCAGUAUAUUUUCUGGUAGAUCAAAUUAGUUUUUGUAUAACUUUUGGCUACAGUAGUCUUUAGAAUUUUUUUGUUGGUGUAUCAUUCAUUGUUCUGGUAAAUUUAGACCUACAGUACUCUUUGAGAAGCUACAGUAUUUUUUGGGUUUUUCCUGGUAGAUCAAAAAUUUGAUCUUCUGAUAUAUCUGGAUCUACAGUACUCUCUAGAUCUAUGAGCUACAGUAAUUCUAUUCAUCUCCAUGCCUACAGUAUUUUGCUGGUCAGCUAAUUUUGAUCUACAGUAAUUUUUGGUUUUUUUUUUCUAGUGGAUCACAAAUUUGGCGCUAAAAAUUCUUGACCUACAGUACUCUCUGAAUUUUCAAAGAUUUUUGUAUUAUUCCACAGUAAUUCCAGAGUUUUUGAGCUACAGUAACCUAGUUGUUUCAAAGUCUACAGUAUUCUUUAGAUUUAAAAAAUCCUAAAUUUCUAAAAUAAAGAAUUCCCUUUGUUGCUAACUCUACAGUACCUUAUGAUAUCUACAGUAACCGGGUCCCUUCUUAUUUAUCCUUUUUUGUCUGAUUCUCCACCAAAAAUGUGAUUAUUCUUUAUCCUAAUCCACCUCAUCUACUGUAUUUUCCCAUUGUGUGCUUUUUUUGUUUUAUAGCAUUCAUCUUCUUCCUCUUCUUCUACUUCUUCAAAUCAAUCAAUUAUUCCACAUCACCUCAACCAUCUCAAUAAUCUCCAUAAUUUAUCAUCUAAUAUUCAAUUGCAAUCCAAUUCUUCACCAACAUCUUCAACACCUUCGACACCAAAAUUUGUUGUUGAUAUGACUGCUUCGGAACAUUUAACAACACCUAACGGUAACUACUCUUUUUUUUUCGGUCCUCUUAAAAUUGCAUGUGAUAAACUAACUGUUUUUUGGGAAAUUUGGGGGAAAAUUUUACUGUUUCGCGAAAAGUUUUGAAGAAAUUUUGAAAUCUAAAAUUUUAUUCAUAAUGAAAAAUUUCACCACAAAAUUUACUGUUUCAAAGAAUUUUUAGUUGGAAUUUUUUUUGACAUGGGACUGAUCUUUUUAUUUUGUGAUCAGAUAUAAUUUAAAGUUUUUUUGAUUAAAAAUAUUUUCUGUUUCAAAAAAAUUGUUUAGUUGGAAUUUUUUAAUAUGGAACUUUGAUUUUUUCUUCAAUACUCAUGAUAUAAUUUUUCAACAAAAUUCACUGUUUCAAAAAAGUUUAAUUGAAUUUCUGAAAUUUGAUUCAAAGUGGAUUUGUCUGUACGAGAUUGACGAAAAUUGUUUAAUUUUUCACGCAAUAUUUUGUGGUAAAAAUUUAUUGUUUCAUAGAAUUUUUAUUAUGAGAAAUUGAUUGGUUAUUUAUCAAUUUUUAGGAAAAAAUAUUUGAAAAAUUUCGGAUUUUCACUCAAAAUUUUGUCCCAAAAAAUUUACUGUUUCAAAAUGUUUUUAUUGAAUUUUUGAACACUAGGAAUGUGUUUGAAUGGUUUUUUCUACGAAAAAAUAAUCUACUGUUUCAAAACAUCCCUGUUAAUUUUUAUCACCUUCUAUCAUUUUUUCCCUUCUUCUCCGAAAAAACCCCAAACCGAUUUUCGUCUGCGUCUCUGAAUCUCUUCUUCUUUUUUUUCAAGUGGAAGGAAGAAUGGGAUAUUCUUCCUGUCACUCGGAAAUAGUAUAGGAAAUUGAAGAGACGGGUCAGACAAUUCUCCCGCGGGCUCAUUGGAGGAGCAAAAAAUAGUGUAAAAAGAGAAGAAGAGAGGGGAAAAAAUCGAAGAAAACGGAUAGGAUAGAUAGAAAGAUAUUAUAUAUAUAUUUUAUUCUUUCUACCUUUCGAAAUACUUUUUUUUGUCUUGUUAGAAAGAGGAAAUUCUAUAUUCUUACUGUAUUUUUGUUAUUAUUAUUAAAUGGAUAGUGUGAAUAGUAAUGGAAAUAAUGAUAUGGUUAUUGAGAAUGAGGAGAUUGGUGGUACGGUAGAGAAUUUGAAUUUGGAAACACCGCAAGGAAUUGUGGUGCAAGGUGAGAUUUAGGGAUUUUUUUUGAAACAGUGGAUUUAUUGGGAGAGACAUUGAUUUUAAUGAAUUAAAGUUUUGGAACAGUGAAUUUUUGUAACCUAAAAUUGUUUUUAAAAAUAUCCUUUGUAGCUGAAAUAGCUGAAUCACUUUCUUUGAAUUUUUGAUUUUUCAAAUGUAAAUUUCGAAACAGUAAAUUUUUUAUUUACUGUUUCGGAUUUAUUAUUAAAUUCUAUGGAUUUAUUAUUAAAUUCUAAAAAGUGUAUUUUUAUUAAUGAAAUUUGGAACAGUGAGAUUUUUCCCGAAAAAAAUUAGACAUUUUUUGGAACGAUCAUCAGUUUUUCCUGAACUUUAAAAUUUUAUGGGAGUUUUGAAACAGUGAGAUAAAAAUUUUAUUUGAAAACCGUUUGUAUUUUAGAUUGAUUUUCUCCAAUUUUAUUUUUUUUUAACGUAAAUUUUGAAACAGUAAAAUUUUCAAAUAUCAAUUUUGUAGAGAAAAAUUUUAACUCUAACCCAUUCUGAUCAAAAUUUGAAAAAUUAAAAUUAUUAACAAAAAAUUAAAUUUCGGUGAUUCCUACAAAUGUUUCUAUUGAAUCCCAAACAAAUUCUAACAUUUUCGGAAAUUUUUGAAACAGUGAAUUUUGUAAAAAUUAUUUCUCAAAAAAUAUCCAAAAAAUUUCGCAAUUCAUUGAAACAGUGAACUUUUUUUUUGACAUUUUGCUGCAAAAAAUCAGGUCUUCAAAUAUUUACACAUCGAGUUUUGUGUUGUGUUUUAUUAAUAUAAAUAUAUUCCUCUUGUUUUGCCUUCUUUUGUGUUGCAAAAAUAAGAAAGUGUAUGUAAAUAGAUGAAACAUGAUUUCCAAAAAAUCCCCACAAAAAUCAAAAAUCGAUAUUUUUCAGGCACAAGUAUUGCACAAGUCGUUGGUUCACAUCCACAAUACACAGUUGAAUAUUUAUCGCAUUUAUUGAAGGAUAAAAAACAAUUGGCCGCAUUUCCAAAUGUUUUUCAUCAUUUGGAGCGAUUAGUUGAUGAAGGUGGGGAAAUUCUGACAAUUUCCAGCUUUAAUUAAAAAAAAAUAUUGUUUCCAGAGAUUAGCAAAGUUCGCGUAGCACUAUUUCAAUUUGAAUUUUCGAAAGAUAAUGUUGCGUUGCCGGAUGCGGAAGGAGAGAUUACGGUGCAUACGGAAAAAGUAUAUGUGCCAGCGAAGGAACAUCCGGAUGUGAGUUUUUUUUGAAUGGGGGGGGGUUGAAAAUUUGAAACAGUGGAAGAAUGUUCUAGACAAAUUCACUGUUUCAAAUUUUUUGUAAAUAAAAUACGAGGCAUGGGAGUUUUAUUAAUGUGAGAAAAAAGCAAAAAAUUUCACUGUUUCAAAAAUUUCAUAAAAAAAUUAGGAGACAUUGGAAUUUUGAUCCGAUUUUUGAUAAGCUCCCAAAUUUUCGAUUUUUGAAAAUCAGUCAGAAAAUGUCACUGUUUCAGAAAAUUUAUUUGAAAUGAGGAAAAAUUAGAAUUUUGAUUUUUUUAUUUAUCAACAACAUAUUCAUAAAAUGUGAAUUUUUGGACUAAAAAUUGUAAGAAAAAUUCACUGUUUCAAACAAUUAAGUUAGAAAUUGAUCCUUGAAUUUUUUAUUAUUGUAAACAAUAUUCUAAUUCAAAAAAUUUUUUACUUUACUGUUUCAAAUAAUUCAUUAAAAAAUUAUCCAAUAAUAUAAUUUUAUUCACAUAGGCCCUUUUUAUCAGUAAAACAUGAAAUGAAAAUCUUUAAAAAAAAUUAAAUUUUUUCCCGUGAUAAAAAAUUUCAGCUUUAAAAACUUCUACUGUUUCAGAAAAAAAUAUCCAAAAAUAAAGUUUCGAUUUCAAUUUUGCGUUUAAAAUUUCACUGUUUCAAAAAUGUCAAUAAAAUCAUAAAACAUUGGAAAUUUAUUAUUCACAUUAUGCGCCAGAAAACAAUUUGAAAGAAUUUUUGAUUUAGAUUUUGAGAUUUUCACUGUUUCAAAAAUAUCUUAAAGAAAUUAUUCAACAUGAGAGUUUUGAUUCUUGUUCUUUCGAAAAUUAAUUUUUCUUCCCCAAAAAAACCCAACUAAUUUUUUCAGUACAAUUUCGUUGGUCGAAUAUUGGGUCCACGUGGAAUGACAGCCAAACAAUUGGAACAAGAAACGGGUUGCAAAAUAAUGGUCAGAGGACGCGGUUCAAUGCGAGACAAGAAAAAAGAGGAAAUGAAUCGAGGAAAACCAAAUUGGGAACAUUUAUCCGAAGAAUUGCACGUAUUAAUACAAUGUGAAGACACUGAAAAUCGAGCAAAAGUGAAAUUGAUGAGAGCUGUCGAAGAAGUGAGAAAACUAUUGGUUCCCGCGCCAGAAGGAGAAGAUGAAUUGAAAAGAAAACAAUUGAUGGAAUUGGCGAUCAUCAAUGGAACAUAUCGAAGUGGAGCUGAACAAUCGGCAUUGGCUGCGGCACAUUUGGCAGCGGUUAAACAACAACAACCAUUGGCUGCUGCUAUACGUUAGUUUUUUGGGGGAUAUUUUCGAAGUUGGAUCAUUAGUUUUAGAAAAUUAUAAAAGAUUUCAUGGAAAUUUUGAAACAGUGGAUUUUUUGGGAUUGAAAAAAUUUUUUUCGAGAAGUAUUUCUAUCAUUCAAAGGGCGUUCUAUUGGUUUUUCCUUAGCUAUGAAGAUUUCAUGGAAUUUUUGAAACAGUGAAUUUUUUAGAAUACAAUUUUUCUGAACCAUAUUGAAAAUUUAUUGAAAAUUUCCAAAUUACUAAAAUUCAUGUGUGAAUUUUGAAACAGUGGAUUACUAAUGUAAAAAAAAUCAUGAUUUUUAAAAUAUUUUAAAUUUUUAUUAAUGUCAAACUUUCUUAAUGAAUAGUUAUACAAAAACUGAAACAGUGAACAAUAUUUUUGGUAGAAGUCUUUUGAAGCUAGAUGUUUAGUAACUCCUUUCAAAAUAUUAAUUGAACUAAAAAAUAAUACUAAUAUUUGAAACAGUUAAUUUUUCUAAAGGUAUUUCAGACAUUCGGACGACUGAGCAUUAGUUUUUCUUUAGCUAUGAAGAUUUCAUGGAAUUUUUGAAACAGUGAAUUUUUUAGAAUACAAUUUUUCUGAACCAUAUUGAAAAUUUAUUGAAAAUUUCCAAAUUACUAAAAUUCAUGUGUGAAUUUUGAAACAGUAGAUUAUUGAUGUAAAAAAAAUUAUGAUUUUUGAAAUAUUUCGAAUCGACAUCAUCAAAAUGAAUAUUUGAUAAAAAUUAAGAUAAAAACUGAAACAGUGAAUUUUUAAGAAAUCAUUUUAUUGUAGCCACUUUCGAAAUGUGAUCAAAAUAUUAAUUGCACUAAAAAAUAAUACUAAAAUUUGAAACAGUUAAUUUUUCUAGAAAUAUUUCAUCGAUUCAUAUUUCAGACUGCAGAUUAGUUUUUCCUUAGCUAUGAAGAUUUUUGUAAUAUACAAUUUUGUUAAAUUUUUCGUAAUCAUGCUAUAAUCAAAUUGAAAAUUUGCAAAAACUGAAAUUCAUGUGUGAAUUUUGAAACAGUGGAUUAUUGAUGUAAAAAAAUUAUGAUUUUUGAAAUAAUUCAAAUUGACAUCAUCAAAAUGAAUAUUUGAAAAAUUAAGAUAAAAACUGAAACAGUGAAUUUUUAAGAAAUCAUUUUAUUGUAGCCACUUUCGAAAUUUGAUCAAAAUAUUAAUUGCACUAAAAAAUAAUACUAAAAUUUGAAACAGUUAAUUUUUCUAGAAGUGUUUCAUCGAUUCAGACGAAUGGAUAUUGGUUUUUCUUUAGCUAUGAAGAUUUCAUGGAAUUUUUGAAACAGUGAAUUUUUUAGAAUACAAUUUUGUUAAUUUUUUUAAAACCAUAUAUUGACAUAUUAUUAAAAAUUUCCAAAAACUAAAAUUCAUGUAUGAAUUUUGAAACAGUGAAUUAUUAAUGUAAAAAAAUUAAGAUUUUUGAAAUAAUUCAAAUUGACAUCAUCAAAAUGAAUAUUUGAUAAAAAUUAAGAUAAAAACUGAAACAGUGAAUUUUUGAGAAACAAUAUUUUUAGUAACUCCUUUCAAAAUAUUAAUUGAACUAAAAAAUAAUACUAAAAUUUCUUUUUUUUCAGAAGCUGCUCUUGUUCAACAACAACAAGCUCGUGCCGCCGGAAUGCUUCCAAUGAUUGCCCGUUCACCAACAAUGGCUGUAUGCGGAGCACCAAUUGUAAUGAGCCCCGGUGGCCGAAACGCGACAAAUUGUCAAAAUGGAAAUGGGCAAUCGGCUGCGGCCGCCGCGGCUGCCACGUCACAAGCCGCAUUAUUAAUGCAGCAACAAUCACAAUUACACGCGAGUGCUGCUGGAACUGCCGCGUUGGCAUCUGCACAACAAGCUGCACUAUUACAGCAACAACAAGCUGCUGAAUAUCAACAAUUAUUGUUGAAGUGAGUCGAGAUUUUUCUGUACAAAAAUCAUAUUUUUAUCCGGAAAAUCCUAUAAAUUUUUCUGGGAAACAUGAAUUCUUGAUAAUAAAUAAAAACAGUUGUUUUGCCAACAACUGGUCUCAUUAAUUCCCUACAACACAAAAAAAUCUUCUUCCGGGGGGAUUUUUCACUGUUUCAAAAAUGAAUGAGGGGGAAUUUUUUGGAAUUGAAAACAGUUAUGAUUGUGUAUAUUAAAAAAAUUAGAUAAAAAUCGGGUUUUUUACAAGAAAUUUGAAUUUCUGAACCUAAUUUUGGUCCGAAAAUUUUUCACUGUUUCAAGAAAAUUUAAACGCAAAUAAAUUGUUGGACAAAAUUUUGUCCGGAAAUUUAAAGUUUUGAUGAAACAGUGGAUUUUUAUGCUCCAAUAAACCUGACAUUCUUUAAACCAAAAAUAUCCGGGAUUUUUUACGUUUCGAAAGAAAUUUAUUGAAUUCGAUUAUUGAAAAUCCUUCAUUGCUUAUGCAAAACUUGGAAUAAUUAUAGUUGUUUACUGAAAUGAGUGAUUAAUUUUCGGAUUUUUUUCUCUUCAAAUAUUUGUAUUUCUUGAAACAGUGAAAAAAUAAUCAUUUUAAAAUUCUAAAUUUUUCAGCCAAGGUCUGUAUGAUCUAAACGCGGCAGCCGCAAUUCAACAACAAUACGCCGCAGCCGGAGCAGCUGCACAAUACGGUGGAAUAUUGGCUGCAUCCCAACAAUCGCAACAAGCGCAAGCUCAAGCACAAGCCGCUGCACAAUAUGCUGAAUAUGCUGGAGUUGAUGUAACUACACAAGCUGGUAUGUAUAAUAAUAAUAGACAAUGGGCUUGAAAUAUAUUUAUAGCAAAUUGAUUAUUUAUGUAUAUAUAUAUGCAUUUCAUGAUUAUCUUCUUCUCUUUUAAUUUAUUAUUUGAUCUCGAUUUUUCCCACGAAUUCUGUGAUUUUUCUUGAUUUUUAACACUGCUUUCAGGCCUAAAAUGCAUGGGGAAAUUAGGAAAUAGAAAGAAACGUUGUCUAAUUAAUUAAUUAAUUAAAUUAUUAAUCGAUAUAUGUUCAGGUGCAAUGCUUAACAAUCGUCGUCUUUUGGGUGCUUCGCGUGAACAUCCAUACAAACAAUAA
This is a messenger RNA of Caenorhabditis angaria, 15779 nucleotides long. NCBI's taxonomy places the organism in Eukaryota, Metazoa, Nematoda, Chromadorea, Rhabditida, Rhabditidae. The record is from the annotation of a GenBank genome assembly.